Molecule: messenger RNA, 2682 nt
Organism: Verticillium nonalfalfae
Lineage: Eukaryota; Fungi; Ascomycota; Sordariomycetes; Glomerellales; Plectosphaerellaceae
Exons: 1
Coding region: 1-2682 (893 amino acids)
Cellular component (GO): nucleus
Molecular function (GO): histone deacetylase activity
Source: RefSeq, a predicted model, not a curated record
AUGUCUUUUUCCUCAGAGCGAAGAGCAUCUAGCACGAGACGCCAGUCGAGCACCAACCUCAGCCCCCGAGACCGCGAUGUCGACCUGUCGCAAUCAUUGAAUAAACUCUCCUUGUCAGCAUCGCCUGCAGUCAGCAGAGCGCCGCGAAGCCCCAGUGCGCUGUCUCCUUACAGAUCAUCUGCUAGCCGGUCCUCGACCUCACCAGCGCCUGGAAGCACAUCAGGCCGUAGCCCCUCUCUGAACAGAGCCUCUCCGUCCCGAUCUUCCACACCCACGCUCCUGCGUAAAGCAUCGACCAGUUCGCUGCGCUCGGCGAACGGACGUACUCCGAGUCAACCACCUUCUCGCCGCUCAAGCUUAGCCCACGUCUCCUCGCCAUCCCAGACGUCUGCCGUCACGGAGGAACCCCCCCGACCACCACCGACUGCCAGCUCAGUCGCAAGCGAAUACUUCAAAAACGAGUUGAACUUGUGCCAUGUUCUCUCCACGACGCAGCAGACACACGCCGCUAUCAUUCUCUCUGACGCGUGCUACGGACAUCGUUACUCCCGCCCCAAGACAUCGCGCGCCGCCCUCAGCACUAUUGUUGAGCGUCCCGAAAGAAUCAAGGCUGGCGCCCUCGGGGUAGCCAUGGCAUACGUGCGCCUCGGAGGUCGUCAUUGCGAUGGCGACUAUCCAGCUCACCCGAGGCUCGACCCGACCUCGAUACCCACCAUACCUUUCAAGAUUCAUAAGACGACGCGCAAGCUUCCACUUCUCUCGCCUGCCGUGACGAACGUGCAUGGUUCUAAGUGGAUGGAAGAGCUAAGAACCAUGUGCCGGCUUGCCGAGUCUAAACUCGCCAUGGGCGGCAAGGAGCUGGCGAGGCCGGAGAGCGGCCGGACUGGCGACACGGGCGGUGCUGCCAAGCUCCACGAAGGCGACCUCUACCUUUGCGCUGACUCCCUGGAUGCCUUGGAGGGCGCUCUCGGGGCUGUCUGCGAAGCAGUCGAUCUGGUCUUUUCUGAUGGUCCGCGUCGUGCUUUCGUUGCAGUUAGGCCACCGGGUCACCAUUGUUCCUCAUCCUACCCAUCUGGCUUUUGCUGGGUGAACAACGUGCAUGUUGGCGUCAUGCACGCGGCGCUAACUCACGGGCUGACACAUGCUGCCAUUAUCGACUUUGAUUUACAUCACGGCGACGGUUCCCAGUCGAUAGCGUGGCAACACAAUACCCGUGGUGUCUCUGCCGCCAAAAACGCGCAAGCGUGGAAGAAGACCUCCAUCGGCUACUUCAGUCUUCACGACAUCAACUCCUAUCCUUGCGAAAUGGGUGACGAGGAAAAGGUCAAAAAUGCCAGUCUGUGCAUUGAAAAUGCCCAUGGCCAAAAUAUGUGGAACGUACAUCUUCACUCGUGGGGCUCGGAGGCCGAGUUCUGGAAGCUGUACGAGACAAAAUACACUGUCAUACUCGAGAAGACACGCUCUUAUCUGCAACAGCAGGCCGCGCGCUUGCGCGCCAAUGGCCAGAUGCCCAAGGCUGCCAUCUUCUUUUCUGCCGGCUUCGACGCCAGUGAGUGGGAAACCAAGGGUAUGCAGCGUCAUAAUGUGAACGUGCCCACCGAGUUCUAUGCACGCAUCACACAAGAUGUGAUCAGAAUAGCCGCGGAGGAGGGACUGGGUGUUGAUGGCAGAGUCAUCAGCGUUCUCGAAGGCGGCUACAGCGACAGAGCGCUGUUUUCAGGUAUUUUCAGUCACGUCUGUGGCCUUGCCGGUGACCAGUCGAACCCUGGACCACCAAGUGGUCGAGGGGGCCUGGCGUAUGAAAUCAGCCACAGGAUUGGCAUCAUAGAGGAAGGGGAACCUGCAGUUCAGUCAACCAAGCCCGCUGGACCGUACGAGCCACUACCCGAGUCGCAAAACCUGUCAUCGCUACACGCAUAUGACCCAUCAUGGUGGUCGAGUGCAGAGCUCGAUAACCUCGAGGUUGCCAUGGGGGUUCCUCCUGUUGAACCCAAGAUGCCGCGUUAUGCGACACCACCAACCUACUCGUCCCCCACACAGGCGUCGACAGCUCGAGUUGUCAACCCUGCCAAGAUGCGUCGAAGCCUGUCAGGUCUUUCGGCACCAAAUGGACCCAUCUCCCGACCUCCAACGCCUCCGGCUCCCGAGGUGCCGUGGACUGUUGCUGCGCAUGAACUCAGCAAGUUGCUCAUACCCUCUGACCGACAGACCGACAGCUGCACGGCCGAAGAUCUCAAUGCCGAGGCGACCCGGGCGCGCCGGGACCGGCAGUCCCUCCUCCAGCCAACAGUACCGGCACCAGCAACUUCCGCGAACGCUAGUAGCCGACCGUCGUCCCGCAUGUCGUUGCGUGAGCGCAAGCCCGCCAAAGCAACGGCAUUUUCCGAAAGCGGCAAUGGCGCGAACGAUGACAAGCACCUAAAAAGUCGCAGAAAAACCGUUGCCGGAGCUGCUAUUCUUGCCACGGACGAGGUAAGUCCUUCGCACUUGAAUGAAUUGGGUCAAAGCGGCACUGACGCGUGGACAGCCAUCUCCUGGAGUGUCCCCCAUUCCUGCUGCUUCACCCAGCUCUCAGAGGACUGGCCGUCGGGUGAGCGCGGCCUCGAUGAUGACCACUAUACCUCCUGCCCCCGAACCGAACACAGCUCGCGGCAAUGGGGGUUCUCAAGGGGAAUCUUCUAG